Molecule: messenger RNA, 3680 nt
Organism: Panonychus citri (citrus red mite)
Lineage: Eukaryota; Metazoa; Arthropoda; Arachnida; Trombidiformes; Tetranychidae
Product: pre-mRNA-splicing factor ATP-dependent RNA helicase PRP16-like
Biological process (GO): mRNA splicing, via spliceosome
Cellular component (GO): spliceosomal complex; intracellular anatomical structure
Molecular function (GO): RNA binding; ATP hydrolysis activity
Source: RefSeq, a predicted model, not a curated record
UUUGUUUUGUUUGAUUUUCUUUUUCUUCUUCUUUCAAUUGGAAUUAAUUUUAAUUGUGUGAUUUUUUAUUCUUUGUUUUGUUUUUUCGAUGUUUUUAGCUGAUUUGGAAUUUAAAUUGUGAGUUAAUUUUCUUUGAAGAUCAUCAUGAGUUUCGAUGAGUCGAACGUUGAAAGAUUGGAAGGAAUUGUUCCAUCGGAUCAGAAAUUUGGACUAAUUGUUAAGAAGAAAACUGUUGAUUCUAAUGAUAAGGAUCAAUUGAAAUUGGAAGAAAGGAAAAGUUUACUUGGUCUUCAACAAUUGGCUUUGAAGAAAAAAUCUGAAACUGAGGAAAGUGGUCAUGGUGUUAAACGAGAAGAUCGAGGAUAUUCAAGAGAGAAAAGUGUUGAAAGAAGACGAGAUUAUAAAGAUGAUGAGAGAAGAGAAAUUAAAAGAGAACGUGGUGAUGAUAGAGAUGAAAGAAGAGGGAGAGAUGAUAGAAGAGAUGAUAGAAGAGAUAAAUAUGAUAGAGAUCGUGAUAGACAUCGAGAUAGAGGAAGAGAAAAAGAGAGAAAUUAUCGACAAGCUAAAAUGGAAAGUCCAUCGCCUUAUGUAAAUAGAUCUUCUUUAAGUGAUGAAUAUUUAGCUCGAAAGAAAGAGAAAGAAGAGAGAGAAAGACGUCGAAAAUUGCGAGGAAUGUACAUGGAAAAUAAAGAAAAAGAUCUCGAGUCGAAGAGGAGAAAAUGGGAAGACGAUGACGAAGUGGACAAAGAUUAUGCUUCGAGUUGGGAAACAACACCAAGAUCAACUCGAGGAUCAACUCCAAGUUCACGUUCUCAAGGCCCAUGGACACCAAGACCUGGUUCGUCAAUGUCCAGAUUAGGUUCGACCGCUGGGACACCUCGAAUACCUUACAGUUAUUGGGAAAAUCCAUCAAUUAGAAGGGAAGAAGUCGAUGAAGAUCCAGAGGUGAUGAAAGAAAUAGAUCGUAAUUGGUACGAUGAAGAAGUUGAUUUCAAGCCGUUUGAUGAUAUUCCCGAUGAGUAUGUAGCUCGAAAAGAAGAAGCUCUAAAAAAGAGCAAAGUGGUUCAAAGAAUAUCAGCUCAACAGAGACAAAUUCAAAAAGAUAAUGAAAAAUGGGAAAUCAAUCGAAUGCGUUUAUCAGGUGUUGUUCGUAACCUCGAUGAUGACAUGGAAGAGACUGGAGAAGAGGAGAGAACUCACCUAAUUGUUCACAAUAUUGUACCACCUUUUCUCGAUGGUCGGAUUGUUUUCACGAAACAAUUCGAACCUGUGAUUCCAGUGAAAGAUGGAACUUCGAACAUGGCUGUUUGCUCGAAAAAAGGUUCUGCUCUUGUUAAGUACCAUCGAGAAAUCAAAGAGCGGAAAAAAGCCCAGAAAAAGGAGUGGGAACUUGCUGGUACUCGAAUUGGUGACAUUAUGGGUGUUGCGAAGGAGAAAGAGGAAUCAACGGGUGGAACUGAUUACAAAACGGAACAUCGAUUCGCUGAUCAUCUCGAUGAUAAACUAACCGGUCGAGAAAAGAUUCGCAAGCAACGCCAAAUGCUACCAGUUUUUGCAGUUCGAAGCAGCCUGUUGAAUGUUAUUCGCGAGAAUAAUAUAAUCAUCAUUGUCGGUGAAACUGGUUCUGGUAAAACGACACAAUUAACUCAGUAUUUACAUGAGGAAGGUUAUACAAGUUAUGGUAUGAUCGGUUGUACUCAACCUCGUCGAGUUGCGGCCAUGUCGGUGGCCAAAAGAGUGUCCGAUGAAAUGGGUGUUAAACUUGGCGAAGAAGUUGGUUAUGCUAUUCGAUUCGAAGAUCAAACUUCAUCUAAAACGUUAAUUAAGUAUAUGACCGAUGGUAUUUUACUUCGUGAAUCUUUAUCCGACCCUGACCUUGAUGGAUAUUCAGCCAUCAUCAUGGACGAAGCUCAUGAGAGAAGUUUAAACACUGAUGUACUUUUCGGGAUUCUUCGUGAAGUUGUAGCUAAACGAGUUGAUUUAAAGUUAAUUGUUACUUCAGCAACAAUGGAUUCAUCAAAAUUUGCCCUCUUCUUUGGUAAUGUUCCUGUUUUCAAAAUUCCAGGCCGAACUUUUCCCGUUGAAGUGAUGCAUAAUAAAAACAUCGUUGAAGAUUAUGUUGAUUCGGCUGUGAAAAAAGCGAUUGAGAUCCAUCUCAGUCUACCUUUAGGCGAUAUUCUCAUCUUCAUGCCAGGUCAAGAAGACAUCGAUGUGACCUGUGAAGUUAUUAGCGAACGUUUAAAAGCUUUGGAAGACACAACGAAACCACCGCCGAUCUCAAUUCUUCCCAUUUACUCUCAACUUCCAUCUGAUCUUCAAGCCAAAAUAUUCCAAAAAUCUGAAGACGAUGUGAGAAAAUGUGUCGUUGCGACCAACAUCGCCGAAACAUCGUUGACCAUUGACGGAAUCAAAUAUGUGAUCGACUCAGGUUUCUGUAAAUUAAAAGUUUAUAAUCCUCGCAUUGGUAUGGAUGCCUUGCAAAUUUAUCCAAUCUCUCAGGCGAAUGCCAAUCAAAGAUCAGGUCGUGCUGGCAGAACGGGACCUGGUACAUGUUUCCGGCUAUACACUGAAGAUCAAUUUAGAAACGAGUUACUUGCAACUUCAAUCCCUGAAAUUCAACGAACCAAUUUAGCGAAUGUCGUUUUAUUGUUAAAGUCUUUGGGCGUUCAAGAUUUACUGGAAUUUCACUUCAUGGAUCCACCGCCUCAGGAAAACAUGUUAAAUUCUAUGUACCAACUUUGGAUCUUAGGAGCGCUGGAUAAUGUCGGCAAUUUAACAUCAUUAGGUCGAAAUAUGGUUGAAUUCCCGUUGGAUCCUGCAAUGUCCAAAAUGCUGUUAAUUUCCACGGAAAUGGGAUGUUCACUUGAGAUGAUGACAAUUGUUUCCAUGUUAUCGGUUCCAUCGAUAAUUUAUCGUCCCAAAGGCCGAGAGGAAGAAGCUGAUUUAGCUCGUGAAAAAUUUCAUGUACCUGAAUCUGAUCAUUUAACUUUACUCAAUAUUUAUCAAUUCUGGGAGAGAGAACCAUCGAAAUCAUCUUGGUGUAAAAAUCAUUUUAUUCAUAUGAAAGCGAUGAAAAAAGUUCGAGAAGUUCGACAACAAUUGAAAGAUAUCAUGAAGAGUUUAAAAUUACCUGUUGUCUCUUCGGGAAAUGAAUGGGAUUGUAUUCGUAAAUGUAUCGCAUCGGCUUAUUUCCAUCAAGCAGCUCGAUUAAAAGGAAUCGGCGAAUACGUCAACAUGAGAACCGGAAUGCCCUGUCAUCUUCAUCCCACCUCAUCACUUUAUGGAAUGGGUUUCACUCCCGAUUAUGUUGUUUACCACGAACUACUUAUGACCUCAAAGGAGUACAUGCACACUGUGACCGCUGUCGAAGGUGGUUGGUUAGCCGAAUUAGGGCCAAUGUUUUAUUCAGUCAAAUUACCAUCGAAAACUCGUUCGGAAGCUAAACAAGAGAUCAAAAAUCACGAAGCAAUGGAAGAAGAAAUGGCCGAAGCGGAAACGAGAUUGAAAAGGAUGAAAGCGGAAAAAGAGGAGCAAGAGACACUAAAAAUAAGAUCAUCGACACCUGCGAUCUUCAAACGACCUGAGACUCCAAGAACACCUAGAAGACCAACUAGGCUUGGAUUGUAAUAAAUUCAUUCUGUAAAAAUCAUCAAAUAUAUUCAUUUGUUUACUUUGUUUAA